Messenger RNA from Candidozyma auris, 636 nucleotides. RefSeq names its product 21S rRNA (uridine2791-2'-O) methyltransferase. NCBI's taxonomy places the organism in Eukaryota, Fungi, Ascomycota, Pichiomycetes, Serinales, Metschnikowiaceae. Bases 1 to 636 code for a protein of 211 amino acids. Gene Ontology annotation, molecular function: rRNA (uridine-2'-O-ribose)-methyltransferase activity. Gene Ontology annotation, biological process: RNA methylation. The record is from RefSeq and is a predicted model, not a curated record. Gene Ontology annotation, cellular component: mitochondrion. The transcript has a single exon.
AUGGUGGAUCCUCAUCUGAAACAAUCCAAAACUGAAGGGUACCGGUCGAGAGCGGCAUAUAAGCUUUUGGAAAUUGAUACAAAAUUCAAGAUUUUUGGUAAGAAGUCGAAAAACAUCGUCGAUCUUGGGUUUGCUCCUGGUGCAUGGACUCAGGUAGCCCUCAACAAGAGCAAAGCAAGAGGGGUCGAGCCGAAUAUUCUCGGAGUUGACUUGAUCAAUUGCCUGCCGCCUGAAGGCUCUUCUUUCAUCCAAGGCGAUAUUUUCUCGAAGAAAACUCACGAGGAGAUCUCUGCUCAUUUCCAAGGUCCCAUACAACUUGUACUCAGUGACAUGAUGGCCAACACCAGCGGCAUUGGUGAUAACGACCAUUACGCUAGUAUGGAGCUUUGUGAUGGAGUAUUGCUCCUUGCGCUCAAGAUGUUGCAGAAGAACGGAAGCCUCGUGAUGAAAUUCUACACGGGUAAAGAGGACCAGCUAUUGCAAAAACGACUCGAGAAGGUUUUUCACAAAGUACACAAGAUGAAGCCGGCAGCGUGUCGAGCAGAGCUGCGAGAAAUGUACUUUGUAUGUUUGAAGAAAAGAAAAGACAACGUCGCCAUUGAAGAGGUGUUUGAUGGGGAGGAAGGCAGAGUCUAA